Molecule: messenger RNA, 447 nt
Organism: Debaryomyces hansenii CBS767
Lineage: Eukaryota; Fungi; Ascomycota; Pichiomycetes; Serinales; Debaryomycetaceae
Gene: RPB8
Product: DNA-directed RNA polymerase core subunit
Exons: 1
Coding region: 1-447 (148 amino acids)
Biological process (GO): DNA-templated transcription
Cellular component (GO): RNA polymerase II, core complex; RNA polymerase III complex; RNA polymerase I complex
Molecular function (GO): DNA-directed RNA polymerase activity
Source: RefSeq, a predicted model, not a curated record
AUGUCAGGCAUUUUAUUUGAAGACAUGUUCAAUGUCGAUUCUGUUGAUUCAGCAAGAUACAACAAAGUUUCCCGUAUAACAGGGCAAUCUUCUACCUCACAAGACAUCAAGAUUACCUUGGACAUAAAUAGUGAAUUAUUCCCCGUCAGAGAUAAUGAUUCAUUAACCAUUAUGUUAGCAUCAUCUUUGGGUAAUGAAUCAUCGAUGUUGACUUCUAAUGGAUCGUGGAGACCACCAAAGAGCAAUGAUAGAUCCCUCGCUGAUGAUUACGAUUAUGUUAUGUACGGAACUGUUUACAAAUUUGAAGAAAACUCAAACAAUGAUAAAAUGUCGGUGUAUAUUUCAUUCGGUGGAUUAUUAAUGUGUUUAGAAGGUGGAUACCGUUCUUUAUCUAACUUGAAGCAAGAGAAUGCCUACAUUUUAAUUCGUCAUUUUAAGGAUAAUUGA